Messenger RNA from Parathielavia appendiculata, 3102 nucleotides. RefSeq names its product glycoside hydrolase family 47 protein. Gene Ontology annotation, molecular function: calcium ion binding; mannosyl-oligosaccharide 1,2-alpha-mannosidase activity. Gene Ontology annotation, biological process: carbohydrate metabolic process; mannose trimming involved in glycoprotein ERAD pathway; endoplasmic reticulum mannose trimming. The coding region runs from base 1 to 3102 and encodes 1033 amino acids. Lineage: Eukaryota; Fungi; Ascomycota; Sordariomycetes; Sordariales; Chaetomiaceae. The transcript is spliced from 2 exons. Gene Ontology annotation, cellular component: endoplasmic reticulum; membrane. The record is from RefSeq and is a predicted model, not a curated record.
AUGCGACCCGACCGCAUCCGGCAGCUGCGCCAGGAAACCGUCGACAUGUUCUAUCAUGGCUUUGAUAACUACAUGAAGAUCGCCUUUCCCGAAGACGAGCUUCGCCCCGUGUCUUGCACGCCGCUGUCGCGUGACGAAAAGAACCCGCGAAACAUCGAGCUAAACGAUGUCUUGGGCAACUACUCACUCACCCUCAUCGACAGCCUGUCGACACUGGCCAUCCUUGCCUCGGCCCCGCCCGAUGACCGCAACACCGGGCCAAAGGCUCUUCGAGACUUCCAGGACGGUGUGGCUGCCCUCGUCCAGCAAUACGGAGACGGAACCCCGGGGCCGUCGGGCAAGGGCCUGCGCGCCCGUGGCUUCGAUGUCGAUAGUAAGGUGCAGGUCUUUGAGACGGUUAUCCGCGGCGUCGGCGGGCUGCUGAGCGCCCAUCUUUUUGCCAUUGGUGCGCUGCCCAUCACCGGAUACAGCCCGCGCAAUCCUGGCGACGACCCGAUGAACCCCCGUCCCAUCCUCUGGCCAAACGGGUUUAGGUAUGAUGGUCAGCUGUUGAGAUUGGCUUUGGAUCUCGGCCAGAGGCUCCUCCCCGCCUUCUACACCAGGACGGGCAUGCCGUAUCCGCGCGUCAAUCUCCGCCAUGGAAUCCCGUUCUACGCCAACUCGCCCCUCCAUCGAGAUUCGCCGGUGAGAGCUGCCGAGGGCCCCCCAGAGAUCACGGAGACGUGCAGUGCUGGCGCCGGAUCCCUUGUCCUGGAGUUCACUGUUCUCAGUCGCCUGACUGGUGAUCCCAGGUUUGAACAGCUGGCGAAGAGGGCGUUCUGGGCCGUCUGGUCGAGGAAGAGCCAGAUAGGCCUCAUCGGGGCUGGCGUUGACGCUGAGAAGGGGCAUUGGAUCGGAUCCUAUGCCGUCAUUGGCGCCGGUGCUGACAGCUUCUUUGAAUACGCUCUCAAAUCCCACAUCUUGCUCUCGGGUCACGAGCUUCCCAACCAUACCUUCGUCCCACCGAAUUAUGGCGGCCCCUGGAUGGACCCCAACACACUGUUCCCGCCGCUGAGUGACGUGGAAAACUCGCCCGACACGUUCCUGAAGGCCUGGCAUCACGCACACGCCGCCAUCAAGCGCCAUCUCUACAGCGCGCGCGAUCAUCCUCACUACGACAAUGUCAACCUCUGGACAGGCUCCCUGGUCACAAACUGGGUCGACAGCCUGGGUGCAUAUUAUUCAGGGCUUCUUGUUCUCGCCGGCGAGGUGGACGAAGCCAUCGAGACAAACUUGCUCUACACCGCCAUCUGGACGCGCUACGCCGCCCUGCCGGAGCGGUGGUCGAUCCGGGACAAGACGAUCGAGGGCGGCCUCGGCUGGUGGCCAUUGCGGCCCGAGUUCAUAGAGUCGACGUACCAUCUGUACCGCGCCACGAAAGAUCCUUGGUAUCUUUACGUCGGCGAGAUGGUGCUCCGGGAUAUCACCAGACGGUGCUGGACCCCUUGCGGCUGGGCGGGGCUCCAGAACGUCCUUGACGGGGAGAAGAGCGACCGCAUGGAGAGCUUCUUUCUCGGCGAAACCGCCAAGUACAUGUACCUCCUUUUUGACGACCGGCACCCCCUGAAUGCACUCGACGCCGCUUACGUUUUUACCACCGAGGGCCAUCCGCUUAUCAUCCCCAGCGCCCCGCCAGGGCGUGAAGCUCGUCCUUCCAAGUCCGAUCACGAGGACUUGGCCGUUUAUUUUGACGAGGCAUUCACCAACUCGUGUCCGCCACGCCCGGCGACCACCCCUCUCUCUGGCUCGGUGAUUGCUGCCAGGGAUGACAUCUUCCACGCUGCGCGCAUGUUGGAUUUGCAUCUGCUCCCCACUUCUCGACCAACGGUCGACAGCGGUCAGAUAUCGGGGCAGCAGCACAUGGCCAGAUCCAACUUCACCCUUUACCCAUGGACUCUUCCGCCAGAACUGCUGCCGAGUAACGGUACCUGUGCCAAGGUUCAUCACCCUGAAGAGCUCAUUUUGGAGUUCGCGUCGAACGCGGGACAAGCAGUUGGCGGCAGCGCGUUCAACUUCAUGCUAGGGAACCAGAACAUGGAGCGUCUGAGUGCAGACCGCAUCCGUGUUUCCAGCCUGUCCGGCCUGAAGCUUACUAUGCACCUUGACGAGGAAGCCGGGCGAGAAUGGCAGGUCACCAACAUCAAUGGUGUACCCCUAGGCCGCGACGAGUUUCUCGUCUUUGACCGGUUCAUUUUGGGAGAGGUCUCGGACCCCAGGUUCAGUCUGGUCAGAGACCCCGUCGUUGUCAAGCUCCAGCAUUUACACCGACUUGAUCUCUUGGAUAACGAUACGGUCAGCAGCGAUCAGGAACCACAGCGAGAUGAGCAUGAACCGUCACAAUUUGAUCCGUUUGACGACGCCAAUCACUCGGCCGUCCUCGCAGACCUUGGCUCCCUCGUCAAAUCCAUCUUCACCCGCGUGGCCGCAUCCCUCGACCUCCAACUCCCCACCUCCCUCCCAAGCAUCGGAGGAGAAACCGCCUCGCUCCCAUUCAAUCUAGUCAUCAACCAAACCGCCGUCACCGCAACUGGCAUCGGCGCCGCACCCCUACCCUCCGUCUCGUCCCCGAGCGGCGCCCGCAUCCCCAGCUUCGGUCCGGUGCCUGAAGGCGCCUUCCCAUGGACGACCGUCUACGCAGCCGACGACGACGCCUGCUCGGGCCCGCUCCCAGACUCAGCGCCCCGCGAUCACCAGGUCAUUGUCAUCCGCCGCGGGGGCUGCAACUUCUCCACCAAGCUCGCCAGCAUACCCGCCUUUGCUCCCUCGCGGACCUCGCUGCAGCUGGUGGUGGUCGUGUCGGACGACGAACACGACGGUGGCGGCGACGACGGGGUCGGGCUGGUGCGGCCCCUGCUGGACGAGGUGCAGCGCACCCCGGGCGGGAUCCAGCGGAGGAAUCCGAUUGCCAUGGUCAUGGUCGGCGGUGGCGAGGUGGUGUAUCAGCAGUUGAAGGUGGCGAGCAGACUGGGGUUGGUGAGGCGGUAUUUCAUUGAGAGUCAGGGCGUCAGGGUGAGGAAUAUCGUUGUUGAUGAGGGGGAUAAGGAGGGAACUUCUGGGGGUUAA